Messenger RNA from Punica granatum (pomegranate), 2191 nucleotides. Lineage: Eukaryota; Viridiplantae; Streptophyta; Magnoliopsida; Myrtales; Lythraceae. The record is from RefSeq and is a predicted model, not a curated record.
GAAGAUUUUGCAGCAAAUUCUUCAUCUCUCGGCCUUGCGAGUAAUCUUUCAGUUGAACGAAGAACAAGCAAAGGGCGGGCUUUGUUGGUAGCUCAGCACUCGCUACGAGGUCGAUCUGAAGAUAAUAUUCUGCAGCCGAUCUCUUCCCUUGUUCGAGUCACCGACGGUGAUUCUUUAGGCCCCCGUUGGAGUAGAUAUGGUUCAAUUUUGUGCACUGGGGAGAGCUUUGAGUGGGUGAGAUAUGGAGAGUGAUUUCCAGCGAUCUGUUUCUCUGCGGCCGAAUCGGAGAGCAGACCGCAGCAACCUAAACCCGCAUAGUAGAGAAGCUGAAGGAGCUCCCUUUUCUCCAGAGAAAUUGCAAGUUUAUCCAGUGAAAAUGCUGUGCAGGAUGGGAAUUAUUCGGCUGGUUCUUGUUGUCGGCAUUGUCUGGAUGUUGCUAAUUCUAAGUGCAUUACUAUUUCAUGUAUGGUCUUGUCAGUCUUCGCUUGCUUUCUUAUCAGCUAUCUGUAACAGACAGAGCAAGGUAUUUCUAAUGUUAGAUACAAUGGGACUUGUACCAAAACCACAACACCGGUGUCCAAUUCCUGUUGCCAGCGACCCUGAUGGAGUCGUUAUACCCAAAGGAAGAACUCCAAACGAAAUUGUCAAAGACCUGUCCUUUGUUAUGGAGGAUGACCCAGUUAAUAAUGCAUCACUCUCAGUUCCUUUAUUUGGGGGUCACCAGACUUGGGCACAAAGAGAGGAAAGUUUUAAAGUCAAGUCUGCUAUGAAGGUUCAUUGUGGAUUUAUUCGAAAUGGUGGUGCUGAAAUGGAUCCUGUAGACAUAAAAUACGUGAAGAAGUGUAGGUUUGUGGUCGCUUCAGGCAUUUUUGAUGGAUAUGAUGUACCUCACCAACCUUCUAAUAUAAGUCCGCGGUCUAAGAGGCUCUUCUGCUUCCUCAUGGUUGUGGAUGAGGAGUCCCUUAGUUUCAUAAAGAGCAAUGUCACUGUUACUGAGGAUGAUAAGGGGGGAAAAUGGGUGGGAAUCUGGAGGCUAAUUCUUUUGAAGCAUUCGCCUUAUGAUGAACCCAGGAGAAAUGGGAAGGUUCCUAAGAUUUUGACCCACAGGUUGUUCCCUCAGACGCAGUACAGCAUAUGGAUUGAUGGUAAGAUGGAGCUCAUAGUUGAUCCACUGCUAAUUCUGGAGAGAUAUUUAUGGAGGGGGAAGCGUACUUUUGCCAUUGCUCAGCACAAGCAUCAUCGCAGCAUAUAUGAAGAGGCUGAUGCAAAUAAGCGGAGGAAACGAUAUGCUCGACCACUUAUUGAUCUUCACAUGAAAAUAUACAAGUAUGAGGGGAUGGAACCGUGGAAUGCAAGGAAAAGCUACCCUAGUGAUGUGCCAGAGGGAGCGUUCAUCAUACGAGAACAUACUCCUAUAAACAACUUGUUCAGCUGCCUGUGGUUCAAUGAGGUCAAUCUCUUCACCCCAAGAGACCAGCUGAGCUUUGGAUACGUUGUGUAUAGGUUAGGAGGCUCGUUCAAGUUCUUCAUGUUUCCAAACUGCGAGUACAAUUCUCUGUUCAUACUCCACCCUCACACUCGGGAACACUCCUCCAAGAUCGAGUGGGUGAAGAAUAUAAGCGAAUUCGAGGGGAAGGGCAGCAGCUUGAAAGAGACAAGAGGUGGGUUGGGCCUAUGGACUCCUUAUCCCGGUAACCUCAAGACAGUCGUCCUACCUCCCACAGAAAGAACCUCAAAAGCAGGGUGAUACUAUUUGCCCUUUUAUAAUGGUUGUCAUAUAUCAUUGCAAAUUAUGGCAUCGGUGGAUCAAUUCUUUUACACGCCAAGCUGUGAUAAGGAAGUCUCGAGUUUUUUGGACAGCGAAAAUUAUAGCUAUUCCGCUGCAUUAAGGGAACGGACAUCCUCGGGAUACUAUUUUGAGCGAAGCUCCCUGAACAUGAUUUCGUUUUUUGUUUUGUUUUGGGCCAGAUAUGAUAGACUUUGUUCUAGGUUUCUUUCUUCUUCUUCGAUCUUUCCGUUGGUUAUGUCUCUUUUAGUUAGUGUUAGAGCUGCUUUGGGCCUAUUCGUUGUAUACUCAAUUAAAUUGUUGGGAAGUUAUUGGAAAAUGAAUUUCAUCCCUUUAGUAUUCAUUAAGUACUAAAGGGAUUGUAAGUUCGAUUUUCAUUACAAAUUGCCCCGUACUUAUUUAUUA